AUGGCAGAAACUACUCCUCACCGAAUUUUCUGCAUCCCAGAGCUGGUGGAGCAAAUCCUUCUCCAAAUGGAUAUGCAGACUUUACUCGUCUCAACACGAGUAUGCUACCUCUGGCACGACCUGAUCAACAAAUCGCGAGCGAUCCAAACCGCAUUGUUCUUCCAGCCGGCCGAAAACACCCCCAGAGGCGAGGCACGCACCGCGAACCCGCUUAUUAUCGAGAAAAUCUGGCCUGAAUACCUCAGUCGAUGCUCGGGUCCCUUUCACAAGAGAUAUUACGAACGCCCCGAGGCCAGUUGGAGAAGGAUGCUCCUCCAUCAGCCUCCAACGACGAAACUGUGCUUUCUCGACUACGCGAGAAACCAGGGCUACCCCAUCACUCCCUUUGAGGCUGGGUAUUGGUGCACCUCACGUUGCCCGCACAAUGGGUUUCCUCGUCUGAAAGACCUGCAGGAGGAAUUGGAGGCCCGCGUGCUGAGGACGUUUGACGAGCGGAUGAUCUUCGUAGAGGGGUCGCCCAUGUAUUCUCAGUGUCGUCCGUGGGGUAUAAUUCAGCCAAGACCUAGCUUCGAUGUGACCGCAGCAGGUUCGUGCGAGACGUGCGAUCUGGUGACUUUUCGGGAUGCUUCACGCGUGGUCGGAGGUGUCUCGGAGUGGGACGGCCAACUGGUAGAAGCCACUGCAGGAUCACUUUUUUGGAUCGCCUUUCCUACGCUCUUCGUUAGCCUCAAGAACCGCCGACCGGACCAGUCCCUGAAGAACUACCAUCACUACGUCGGCUUGGAUGAGGUUCCGAUCUUUCCUUGGGCGGAGGGUUGGCGACGGUAUUAUGACACUAUCAAACGACGCCACAAGUUACAGCAGGAUGGCUGA
This is a messenger RNA of Aspergillus aculeatus ATCC 16872, 873 nucleotides long. Its product is annotated as F-box protein. The record is from RefSeq and is a predicted model, not a curated record. The transcript has a single exon. NCBI's taxonomy places the organism in Eukaryota, Fungi, Ascomycota, Eurotiomycetes, Eurotiales, Aspergillaceae. The coding region runs from base 1 to 873 and encodes 290 amino acids. Gene Ontology annotation, molecular function: protein binding.